AUGUCUCCGGAUUAUGAGGGCCUAGGCCUCGUUCCAGGUGCUGGUGCAGGUGCAGGUGCAGGUGCAGGUGCAGGUGCAGGUGCAGGUGCAGGUGCAGGUACGCUUAACCAGGGCAGGUACACAUUCCCAUUGGAUAAAAGGCAUGUGAAGGCUAACAAAACAUUUGUUCCUUGA
Fusarium venenatum is the source of this 174-nucleotide messenger RNA. The record is from RefSeq and is a predicted model, not a curated record. Lineage: Eukaryota; Fungi; Ascomycota; Sordariomycetes; Hypocreales; Nectriaceae.